AACACCGUCGCAGUGGUGGUACAGUGUACAAGUAAGUACAGGAGCUGCGCUCGCUGCCAGACACGUCCCGGACAGUCAGGAUACAGUGGAGGAUCAGAACGUACCCGCUCCACGAUGGGAGGAGUUUCUGAACUGCUGCUCGGACGUUCUUCUGUCUUCUAACUGAAGCGUUUGAGGACGGAAGAGGACAGAGCUCUAGGGGGGAUAAACUGUCAGUUGCAGAAAGUGAUUACGAAGUCCGAUCAGAAGGCACCAUGGAGGACGACCUGAUGUUCAGCAUGGAGGAGGAGAGCAGCAGUUCCAAGAGAACUUCCUCCCAGCGAAGUGGCGUCAAACACCGGGCUUCCUCUCUCAGUGAUGCCAAUGCCAGUGAUGAUGAAGACGAUGAAGAACACUUCAUCUCUCCCAUUCUGGAUGAUUCCGCCAGAGAAGUCUGCAACUACCUGAAAGACCUUGCUUACACCCAGCAGCUAUCCAACUCUCUUCCAAAAAACAGCUUUUUCUACAGGAAGGAAACCGAGGCAGAGCACCGAACGUACCAUGUUUUGUCUGAGAGCGCACGGGCUGCAUGGAUACAUGCGAUUGAGAAGGCCCGAGCCAUGCCCGACCCCUGGGCCCAGUUUCAUCUGGAGGAAAUUCCAACUGAACCGUGCAUUCGUUACAGGUAUAAUGCGAUCACAGGAGAGUGGGCUCAGGACCAGAUCCACAUCAAGAUGGCCUCUCAGCCCUUUGGAAAAGGGGCCAUGAGGGAGUGCUUCAGAACGAAGAAGCUGUCGAAUUUCUCACACAGCAGCAACUGGAAAUCAGCCUCUAACUACGUGGCCAAGCGCUACAUGGAGAUGGUGGACAGAGACGUCUACUUUGAGGAUGUCCGCCUGCAGAUGGAGGCUAAACUCUGGGGGGAGGAGUACAACCGCCACAGACCUCCCAAACAGGUGGACAUCAUGCAGAUGUGUGUGGUGGAGAUGGCACAGCGACCGGGCAAGCCUCUCUUCCACCUGGAGCAUUACAUCGAGGGGAAGUACAUCAAGUACAACUCCAACUCCGGCUUUGUGAGGGACGACAACAUCCGCCUGACCCCACAGGCCUUCAGCCACUUCACCUUCGAGCGGUCGGGCCACCAGCUGAUCGUGGUGGACAUCCAGGGAGUUGGAGACCUCUACACGGACCCUCAGAUCCACACGGAGAAGGGGACGGACUUUGGAGACGGAAAUCUAGGUGUUCGUGGCAUGGCUCUGUUCUUCCACUCCCACCUGUGUAACAAGAUCUGCAAGAGCAUGGGCUUGACGCCUUUUGACCUGGCCCAAGCAGAGCAGUCCCAGAUGGACUGCACCAGCAAGCUACUUAAGUCGGCCCAGACGGUGCUGAGGGGGUGUGAGGAAGUCUGCGGCUCGCCUCGUGUUCGGACAUUGUCUGCCAGCCGGGUGCCUCCGCUGCUGUCCCGCCUGUCAGAGACCUCAUCUGCAGACGAGAGCGCGAGCGACAUGGACUCGGUCUCCUGCUCGCCUCUCACCCUUCCCUUCUCCCCCAUAGUGAUGAGCGGGUCGAUGGGCAGAUCAGCCUCAGGCAUGUCCCUCUCUGGAAUGGUUGAACAUGACAGACUCAACAACAACAACAACAACACAUCUGAUCAUAAGGAUUCAGAGAGCGGAGGAGACAGCGGCUACCCCAGUGAGAGGAGGAGCGAAGGGGAGCCAAACGACCACGUGGACGGGGCCCAUCAUCGCUACCACAGAACUUAUUCUGAGUCGGAUGACGACAGUGUCAGACGGAGGAAGAUGGUAGCUCCUCCAAGAGUCUCCGCAAACUUAUAUUCACAAAGUCCCGACAUUCAAUGGCUGACUGAGGAGAAGUGGAGCUUCUUCCAUUCGUCUCGUGCUCACGUUCACCGGCCUUCCUGUGUGGCCACCGAGGUGGAGCGCCUCAACACUCUGCUGCAGAAGAAAAUCGGACAGUCAAUCCUGGGAAAGGUCCACCUGGCCAUGGUUCGCUACCACGAAGCGGGUCGUUUCUGUGAGAAGGAUGAGCAGUGGGAUCAGAACUCAGCCAUGUUCCACCUGGAGCGAGCAGCCCUGUGUGGAGAGCUGGAGGCCAUCGUGGCUUUAGGGAAAUGUUACCUGCAGCUGCCUCAUCACAUCCUGCCAGAUAUGGAGGUGGAGGACAACGCAGGAAACAGGAUGAAAGGGUUCAAGUAUCUGCUGCAGGCUGCUGAUGCUGGUGAUAGAUCCUCCAUGAUCAUUGUGGCCAGAGCUUUUGAUACUGGGAUUAAUCUGUCAGCUGACCGAAAGCAAGAUUGGGCUGAAGCUAUUCACUGGUAUGACAGUUCCCUGAACAUGACAGAUUAUGACGAGGGUGGAGAGUUUGACGGCACGCAGGACGAGCCGCGCUACCUGCUGCUGGCCAGAGAGGCAGAGCUGUACCAGGAGGGAGGUCACAACCUCACCGCAGACCCACAGAGAGCAGGUGAGCUGUUCACAGAAGCUGCUGAAGCUGCAAUGGCAGCCAUGAAAGGACGCCUGGCCAACCAGUACUACUCAAAAGCUGAAGAGGCCUGGGCGCUGGUGGAGGAGUAACAACAAAAACAUAAUUUAUUCCCCCGAUACUGUGGGAGUUUCUGAGUGUCUGCCUGUCACUCUGGUUUUGACACAUUCAGCAUUUACCCUGAAUGAUUACAGUUUACAUAUUUUUAUGACAGAAUUUUUGCUGUUAGCGGUUUCUUUGUGUGUGUGUGUGUGUGUGUGUGUGUGUUUGUGUGUGCUGAGCCAUCGAAGAUCAGACUUUUCCUGUUGUCAUUUGUUUGCGACGUUACUCUUCCAUUAAAUUCCUCAUCUCUGAUUACAUUUCAGUUUAAGUGAAUGUGGUUGUAUAAAUGAAGAGAUUUAUAAAAAUAAAUCAGAACAAAGAAAAUGGUUUACUUUUUUUCCUCCCAGAUGUUAAUAUACUAAUGUUGGAAGAGUUUAUGUGUAAAAAUGCAGAGUAUGAACGUAUAUAAUAAAGUUUGCCUUGCUUUUUA
Nothobranchius furzeri (turquoise killifish) is the source of this 3013-nucleotide messenger RNA. It is a transcript of the gene eef2k, whose product is annotated as eukaryotic elongation factor 2 kinase. The record is from RefSeq and is a predicted model, not a curated record. Gene Ontology annotation, molecular function: calmodulin binding; ATP binding; calcium ion binding. NCBI's taxonomy places the organism in Eukaryota, Metazoa, Chordata, Actinopteri, Cyprinodontiformes, Nothobranchiidae. Gene Ontology annotation, biological process: response to differentiation-inducing factor 1; myosin II filament disassembly; protein phosphorylation.